GGUUCAAGUGCGCGUUUUCUCCUUGAACCUAGAAGAUUAUGGGUCAAGAGCUGUGUACAAAGACUCUCCAGCCUGGAUGCAGCUGCCAUCGCUGUUGGGAGGGAGGCGAUGCACACAGCUGUCAGAGGACUGCGCCUGUGCCGGCGGAGGCUGCGAUCGAGCUAACAGACCUAAAAGAAGCAUCAUGUUCCAUGACUUCAUUUCACCCCAGGGGACUUCAGGCGGUCCGUGCCCGGAAGUACAAGAGUAAAAGGCCACGGAGUAACAGUGAUUCUUUUCAGAAAGAGGAUCUGAGGCAGGGUUUUCAGUGGAGGAAGAACCUCCCUUUUGGGGCAGCCUCAUCUUACUUGAACUUGGAGAAACUGGGUGAAGGUUCUUAUGCCACAGUUUACAAGGGGAUUAGCAGGAUAAAUGGACAACUAGUGGCUCUAAAAGUCAUUAGCAUGAAUGAAGAGGAAGGAGUCCCAUUUACAGCUAUUCGGGAAGCUUCUCUCCUGAAGGGUUUGAAACAUGCCAAUAUUGUGCUCCUGCACGACAUAAUCCAUACCAAAGAGACACUGACAUUUGUUUUUGAAUACAUGCACACAGACCUGGCCCAGUACAUGUCUCAGCACCCAGGAGGGCUUCAUCCUCACAAUGUCAGGCUUUUCAUGUUUCAACUUUUGCGGGGCCUGGCAUACAUCCACCACCAACACGUUCUUCACAGGGACCUGAAACCUCAGAACUUACUCAUCAGUCACCUGGGAGAGCUCAAACUGGCUGAUUUUGGUCUUGCUCGGGCAAAGUCUAUUCCCAGCCAGACAUACUCUUCAGAAGUUGUGACCCUCUGGUACCGCCCUCCUGAUGCCUUGCUGGGAGCCACUGAAUAUUCCUCUGAACUGGACAUAUGGGGUGCAGGCUGCAUCUUUAUUGAAAUGUUCCAGGGCCAACCUUUGUUUCCUGGGGUUUCCAACAUCCUUGAACAACUGGAGAAGAUCUGGGAGGUGUUAGGAGUCCCUACAGAGGAUACCUGGCCUGGAGUUUCCAAGCUACCUAACUACAAUCCAGAAUGGUUCUCACUUCCUAAGCCUCAAAGUCUUCAGAACAUCUGGAACAGGUUGGGCAGGGUUCCUGAAGCUGAAGAUCUGGCUUCCCAAAUGCUGAAAGGCUUUCCUAGAGACCGAGUUUCCGCCCAGGAAGCACUGGUUCAUGACUAUUUCAGUGCCCUGCCUUCUCAGCUGCACCAGCUUCCUGAUGAGGAGUCUUUGUUUACAGUUUCAGGAGUGAGGCUAAAGCCAGAAAUGUGUGACCUUUUGGUCUCCUACCGGAAAGGUCACCUCCCAACCCAGUUUAGCAAAUGCUGGUGAAAGAGAGGGCGACAUCACCAAUAUCCU
Messenger RNA from Lynx canadensis (Canada lynx), 1373 nucleotides. RefSeq names its product cyclin dependent kinase 15 (gene CDK15). Lineage: Eukaryota; Metazoa; Chordata; Mammalia; Carnivora; Felidae. Gene Ontology annotation, biological process: protein phosphorylation. Gene Ontology annotation, cellular component: nucleus; cytoplasm; cytosol. The transcript is spliced from 13 exons. The record is from RefSeq and is a predicted model, not a curated record. The coding region runs from base 39 to 1346 and encodes 435 amino acids. Gene Ontology annotation, molecular function: cyclin-dependent protein serine/threonine kinase activity; cyclin binding; ATP binding.